UCAUAGCGACAACGAGCAAAGUACACUACAUGUGCGACCCUUUGUUUUAAAUAGAUCACUGGCGCAAAUUAAAGAUGAAUUUAGGAGAAAGUGAGUUUUUUAUUAGUGCCCGAAGCACAAUUGCAAGGACCAUCAAGUGAGGAAUCUGUAAUUGUUUUUCCUGGUUGGUCCAUGAUCAUGAAAGCUACCAACAACUAUAACAAUAAUACAACACUAUCUUCACUAUUGAGAACGAGCAAAGUUCAUUCCCCAAAACUCACACUUGCCUUGCUUAAAAUGGAAAAUCUCGAAACUGUGCAAGUUGAGGAUGAGUGGUUGUACGUCAAAUUUGGAGAACAUGGGAGAAGGUUCUAUUAUUUGUGGCUGAGGGAUAAUUGCAAGUGCGAAAAAUGUUACAGUACAUUUUACAACCAAAUUCUCUUUAACAUUCUGGACAUCCCCUCGGAUAUCAAACCAAUUAGCUGUGAGAUCGUCAAGGAUAAAUUACUUAUAAUCUGGAUGGACAAGCACAAGACCGAAUAUGAAAUGAAAUGGUUAGAAAGUAUUACGUUUCCUCUUAAACAUGCUUUAAAAACGAUUUUGUGGGACAGGAAAGUAGUUCCGAAGAAGAUCCCCCUUGAAUUCUAUUUGAACGACAAGGAUGGUCUCAAGUCCCUAAUCAGUGCUGUAACAACAUAUGGAUUUGGUAUUGUCACAGGGGUUCAAAAUACAUUAGAGGCGACUGAAAGUGUAGUGAGACAUCUAGCAUCCGUCCAGAAAACCUACUUUGGAGAAAUGUGGAAAGUUACCACCGAUAGUUCGUGCAACGAUACAUCUACAACGAACGUUGCAUUACUGCCACACAACGAUAAUACAUAUUGGAGUAACGCGGCAGGCUUGCAGGUUUUCCAUUUACUGAAUCGCAAUGGUGAAGGUGGGCAUACGAUUCUGGUCGACGGUUUUAACAUCGCCGAGAAAGUACGGAAGAGAAACGUCGACUCCUUCAACUUGCUGUGCAAUUCGGCGAUCGAAUCCCAUUUUAUCGAUAAAGAUCAGCAUUACUUUUGCACAGAUCCCGUGAUCAAACUCCACAGCGCCACGAAGCAGCUUCAUCAAAUUCGAUUUAACGUUUAUGACCGAUCACCACUGGUGUCGCUGCCGGAAGGGGACAUUCCCAGGUACUAUGAAGCUUAUAAGUUAUUCGCGAGCGAGGCGUUCGAUCGCGAAAAUCAAUACGAAAUUCAAUUGGAACCAGGCGAUGUCAUCUUCAUUGAUAAUUGGAGGGUGUUACACGGCCGUAGGGAAUUUAUGGGCACAAGGGAGCUCGGGGGAUGCUAUGUGUCCAGAGAUGACUACCUAAGUCGUGUUAAGCAGUUCUAUCCAACGAUCAAUUAAAUUUUACUAAAACUACCUUAUUUUACAAUGAUUAAACGGAGCUCCAUUUCUCCGAAA
Photinus pyralis (common eastern firefly) is the source of this 1431-nucleotide messenger RNA. Its product is annotated as trimethyllysine dioxygenase, mitochondrial. Gene Ontology annotation, cellular component: mitochondrion. Gene Ontology annotation, molecular function: iron ion binding; trimethyllysine dioxygenase activity. The coding region runs from base 172 to 1374 and encodes 400 amino acids. Lineage: Eukaryota; Metazoa; Arthropoda; Insecta; Coleoptera; Lampyridae. The record is from RefSeq and is a predicted model, not a curated record. The transcript is spliced from 8 exons. Gene Ontology annotation, biological process: carnitine biosynthetic process.